AUGAUUUUAAAAAAAAGGAUCAAAUCGAGUUUCAUCAUCUGUGCUGCAAUUUCCGUAAUUAUACCUUUUAUUUUACGGCACAAAUCAGUACGGAAAUCUGUCAUUUAUCGCAGUUCAUGUGGUCAUCGCAUUCCUGAUUUCGAUGGGACCAAUUCUUCGUGCCGAUGUGCUCGUGGUCCUCAGGUGUACCGGUGGCCACCAGUGCGCGUUCCGGAGGAUCUCACCUGUGCGGAUUCCUCGUACGACCUGACGUUGUGUGUGCGAGUGAAGUCCUCGGAUGAGCCCAUGGAGACGAGGUUGCACCAGCGAUUGAAGAUGCUAGAUAAGGACUGCGAACACGGUGACGAGGAAUCAGCUAUACUUCGGUGGUUCGAGUUGGAGGGUCACAAGUUGGAUGGUGGUGAGCGUGGAUACGACAUGUAUCCGUUGGCCAUCAAUCUCACCAACACCCUGGCUGCCAUAACCCACGGGAAAUGGGCAUCGUAUGCCCUAAUCACCAAUCCUAACAUCAAACUCAUUCGCACCAGUCGCACUGCCUGUGCACCUCACGACCAGGACUCGAAGGACAUCUACGAUCUUGUGGUUAUCUUCAAAUCUGCGCCAUACCACAUCAAGGCGAGAAGUCGCAUUCGUGAGGCAACUCGCAAUCUGCCA
Molecule: messenger RNA, 654 nt
Organism: Mesocestoides corti
Lineage: Eukaryota; Metazoa; Platyhelminthes; Cestoda; Cyclophyllidea; Mesocestoididae
Source: the annotation of a GenBank genome assembly